CUAAUAGAAAAAUCCUUGUGAGAAAUGUCUUUCUUUGUUCACCCCAAUAACUCCAAGUUGUUCGGAAACCUUAAUAAGAGAAAUUUCUUCUUCUACACCUCAAUUCUUCAAAUACUUUUCUUUUAAAACAAAAAUAAAAGUAAAACCAUACAUGAGUAUAAUGGAUAGAAUUAAGAAAAAUUCAAAGCAUUCGGUUCACUCAAACGCCACAGCAACAAAGAAAUGAACAAGAUAGAGUUGGUUUUCAUCGCAUGGCCAGACAUCGGCCACCUCUCCGCCGCCCUCCAUCUCGCCCACCUCCUCCUCCGCCGCAACCACCACCUCUCCAUCACCGUCCUCAUCAUCCCGCCGCCAUGGGAAACCAUUACAACCACUCAACUCCAAUCCCUCCUUCCCUCUUCCACCGCCGAUCCAAUUCCGAUCCCAAUCAUCAUCCUCCCCCAAAUCCCUCUUCCCCAAAACGCCGAAUUCAUCUCUCUAAUCAAAACCACAAUCGAAACCCAAAAACAAAAUGUCAUAGACACCGUCGCCAAGCUUAUUUCCAACUCCACAGUCCUCGCCGGCUUCAUCCUCGAUAUUUUCUGUACCGACAUGAUCGAUGUAGCCAACCAACUGGGGGUUCCCACUUAUCUCUUCUCCACUUCCAGCGCUGCAAAUCUCUCUCUCACCCUCCAUCUUCAACACCUUUACGAUCAUCCACAAAAUGAAGAAACCCAUCAAUCCCUAAACCCAAAUGUCGAAAUCCCCAUCCCGGGCUUCGCUAACCCAAUUCCGGGGAAAGCAAUUCCCAGCGCCUAUUUCGACGAAAAUGCUAAAUGGAUACACGAAAGCACAAGGAGAUUCAGAGAAAGCAACGGCAUCUUGAUCAACACUUUCUCUGAACUGGAAUCAAAUGUUCUGGAAGCGUUUUCCGAAGCUUCGAUCUCCUCCCACCUUCCGCCUGUGUAUGCGGUAGGGCCGAUUCUGAAUCUGAACAAGAACAGCUCCGGGGAAGGUUUUGAGAUCCUGAAAUGGCUAGAUCGACAGCCAUUUCAAUCGGUGGUUUUCCUCUGCUUUGGAAGCAGGGGAAGCUUCAAUCAAGAUCAAGUGAACGAAAUUGCAGAGGCUUUGGAGCGAAGUGGGUACCAAUUUGUAUGGUCGCUACGGCAGCCAUCGUCGGAAGGGGAAUUUCAGAACCCAGAUUACGUCAAAGAAGUUGUUCCAGAGGGGUUUCUGGAUCGGACGGCGGAGAUUGGGAGAGUGAUUGGGUGGGCGCCGCAGGUGGAGAUUCUAGGGCAUCCGGCGACGGGAGGCUUUGUAUCGCACUGCGGAUGGAAUUCAAUUCUGGAGAGCCUCUGGUUUGGAGUGCCGAUUGGGACAUGGGCGAUGUAUGCAGAGCAGGGGUUGAAUGCGGCGGAGAUGGAAGUGGAGUUGGGAUUGGCGGUGGGGAUCUCGUCGUCGGAGUCCGGAGUAGUGAAGGCGGAGAAGAUCGAGAGUGGGAUUAAAGAACUGAUGGGCGGCGAUGGGGAGAUUAGGAAAAUGGUGAAGAUGAAGAGUGAAGAGAGUAGAAAAACUGUAAUGGAGAAUGGCUCUUCUUUCAUUGCUCUGAAUCGUUUCAUCGAGAAGUUUCAAAGAGCUGUGAAGUCUGAAGAGUUAUGAACGCCUAGGACCACAGUGUAAAGAGUCGAUAAGUCGUUGCAGGAAUCAUUCGUAUGCGUUGAUCCCAAAACAUCAUAAAGUUGAUCGCAUGCGUUGACCUUAUUGAAGACAAGUUGGUCACAUGAAAUGCCGCAACUACAAUGAUAAUCACGGAUAGUGGAUCUCGUGACUAAAGAGUUUAGUCUAUUAUUCACGUACCAUUGGUAGCUCAAUGGAUUCAGUUGAGUGUCAGUUCUUGGUGUUG
Molecule: messenger RNA, 1882 nt
Organism: Benincasa hispida (wax gourd)
Lineage: Eukaryota; Viridiplantae; Streptophyta; Magnoliopsida; Cucurbitales; Cucurbitaceae
Product: anthocyanidin 3-O-glucosyltransferase 2-like
Molecular function (GO): UDP-glucosyltransferase activity
Source: RefSeq, a predicted model, not a curated record